CUUAAAAGCUUUUAAGUUAGUUAAAAAUCUAUUUUGUAAUUCAAGUAUGUAUAUGAAUGGAUAUUAUAUACUAUUUUGUUUUAAGUUAAAAUAAAUUUUAUAAUUGUCGGUAAUAUUAGUAAGAAAAUGUUUGAAAAUAGUCUAUAUCUUGUUUCUAGGUAUACAAUUUUGUUUUGUAUACUUGGGAUGUAAUUAAAAAUAAUCGUUACCAUAGGAAAUUAAAUGUCUCAGUAAACAAUUAGUUUAAUAUUUAUGCACAUAUUUUGAAACUGUAAAAUUAACUUAAAUCAGUUAUAAAUAAUUACAAUCUUUAAAGACAGCUGAUUGAAAUUGUUAAGCAAAUAGGAAACCGAAGGAGAGUUAUGGAUAACCAGGACAUUGAAAUCAAUGAAGCAUUUGACUUAAUGGACACAAAUGGGCAUAUGACAAUUAGCACAAGAGAUUUUAAAUUUGCAAUAAAAGCAUUGGGAUUAGAACUACCUCGUGAUCAAUAUAUACAAUUACUAUCUAGAAUGGAAAAAGAUCAAAAUGGUUUUAUAAAAAAAGAAAUUUUUAUUGAAGAAAUGCGUAAAGUAUUACCAAAGAGAGAUGUUAAGAUUGAUAUGAUUAAAGCUUUUCGAUUGAUUGAUGAAGAUGACACAGGAAAAAUAGAUUUUAACAACUUAAAGAAUGUUGCUGCAAUACUAGGGGAACAAGUGUCUGAUGAGGAAAUCUUCAAUAUGUUAAAUGUGGCAGAUGAAGAUGGAGAUGGACAAGUGAACCUUACUGAGUUUAUGAGGAUCAUAGAUAGAGCUAGAAAAGUGUUAUAAUAUAAUGUAUUUAUUAUUUGUGUACAUAUUUUAAUAAAAUAAUAAUUAUGGUCAUUUUUUUCUAAAAUAAACAAUGUUACAUGAGUAAAAUAUAAUAAAAAUACUAAAAAUAAAUUUGAUUUUAAAUUUUUAUCUAUAUAAAUAAUAUAAUAAAAAAAUCUAGGUACAAAAAGUGUACCUAAAUGAAUCACUAUUUCUCAGGAGUUAAAUACUAACCAUACAGAGCUUUAAGAACACCAUCUGUGAUUAUGUCUGGUAAACAUAAACGUUUUUCAUGUCGGUUUUUU
This is a messenger RNA of Myzus persicae (green peach aphid), 1096 nucleotides long. Its product is annotated as caltractin-like. Gene Ontology annotation, molecular function: calcium ion binding. Gene Ontology annotation, cellular component: centriole; centrosome. Gene Ontology annotation, biological process: mitotic cell cycle; centriole replication. The coding region runs from base 363 to 809 and encodes 148 amino acids. The record is from RefSeq and is a predicted model, not a curated record. The transcript is spliced from 2 exons. NCBI's taxonomy places the organism in Eukaryota, Metazoa, Arthropoda, Insecta, Hemiptera, Aphididae.